GUCCACCGUUACGAUGCAGUUAAGUUACAGUUUGGCACGAGACGACACCGGAGCGGAGAGGCUGAGCAGAAGACCAGCGCGCGUAAAGGGAUGGAGACGAAUGAGAUCUUUUUAUUUACUGUCAUAGCUUCUCACUACAUUGGGAACUUCCUCUUCUUCGCGUGGAUUUUAACAACAAUAGAACCUUUAGAGCCGGACUACUAUAAAACGCAUUAUUGAAGUUGGGCCACCUGAUCCUGUUUGCGCCAGGACACCCGAACGAGAUUAGACCAAGACUAGUCGUAAUGAGUAGUUGUGCAAAUGGUGCAUUUCCCGACCAGAGAGCUGGUACGGAAAGCAGAAUCUCAUGCUCAAGCUACACGUCUACCUGCGCGUAAAGGACAUGGACAUAACGGCUCCAGUCGCCGCUUCCUGAAUCACUGCGCUAUGUUUUAGUAAGUAAAUGAAAAAGCUGUAGUUAGAUUAGAAGCAGUGUGGCAGCUUAAAGCAUUUAUGCGAGCUUUUUUUUUUUUUCAUAUUUUUAGGAGCUGACAAAUAGUACAGCGCUCCGAUAGCACAGGACCUGAAUUUUGGCAGCCAAGCAGCACACACCAUUGACCGUGAAAGGCUUGGAAACAGUUCCAGUGCUCCCCAAUUUGAACUUUAACUAAAACAAGUUUUUCAAAGUUGCAUCUAAGUGGACGAGCGUGGCAGGAGUGGAACAUGGCUUUGCCAGAUAGUGGCAUAUCUGCAGAGGAGAUACCCUUCCCAGAGAUCAUAGAGCUCAAUGUUGGUGGGCAGGUGUACAUAACCCGCUACUCUACACUCACAAGCGUGCCAGACUCUCUGCUGUGGGAGAUGUUUACUCAAAAGUCAGCCAAAGGACUGGCCAGGGACACAAAGGGGCGCUUCUUUGUAGACCGUGAUGGUUUCCUGUUUCGUUACAUCCUGGACUACAUGCGCGACCAGCAGCUGGUCCUUCCAGACCACUUCCCAGAGCGCGGUCGUUUGCAGAGAGAGGCUGAGUUCUUCAACCUGCCAGAGCUCGUCAAGCUUCUGGCACCCAAAAUCAGCAAACAGAACUCCCUUGGUGAUGAGGGAUGUCCUAGUGACACAGAGGACUCCUCACCUGGGACUGACACCUCCCGUAACCUCGGCUCUCUGGGUGCUGCUGCUGCUGCCUGUGCCAGCCUGGUGCCCGGCGCCAUGGAUGGCAAACGUUCUGGGUUCAUCACUAUUGGCUACCGAGGCUCCUACACCUUGGGGCGCGACAGCCACACGGAUGCCAAAUUUCGCCGAGUGGCACGGAUCAUGGUGUGCGGGAAGACCUCCCUGGCUAAAGAGGUGUUUGGGGAAACGCUGAACGAGAGCCGGGACCCGGACCGCCCCCCUGAGCGCUAUACAUCCCGCUACUAUCUCAAGUUCACCUUCCUGGAGCAGGCUUUUGACAAGCUGGCAGAUGCAGGCUUUCACAUGGUGGCCUGCAAUUCCACAGGAACCUGCGCCUUUGCCCACGAGCAGACGGACGACAAGAUCUGGACCAGCUACACUGAAUAUGUGUUCUACCGGAGUUCAUCAGAUAUUUCCAAGACAAUGACCUCUGACCCCCCAGCAGUGACUACCACUGAAGCAGUGACCUCUAAACCCACUGCUGCACCUACACUGUCAGCCACAGCAGAAACCAGCAGCAGUGGCCGAACCCAAAGCCUUCCUGAAACCAGCACCAUCCCAACACUGGACCUCCAAAACCCGCUUCCUCCUCCCCUAACACCUCCCCCACCUCCUCCUCCUGCGCCAGACAUACCCGACCUUCCACUGCCAUCACCCCCGGUCUUCCCCCUUCCUCUGCCUUCAUCCAAACCUUCUUCGUCAUCCAGUCCUCCUUCUCCUCCAUCGCCGCCUCCCGCUGACAGCCCCCAGCGUCCUACCACGCUCAACCUAAAGACGCUUCCACGUCCCAGCGUCAGGGAGAACGGCUGCCCCCCACCUGGGCUGGAUGAGGAUGAGGAUGAGAGGAAAAUGCUGGAGGAGGAUCUGAAGAAAUGCAUCGAGGACUUUAAAAAGAUCCGCAUGCCCAAAGUUUUUCCAGAUCGCAAGAGGCACUGGCAAAGGGACUUGCUAAAGAAGUACAAUGCAUAGAGAGCUUUGCUGUGGCAUCAUAAGGAGCAAACCUGACAAGGACUUUAAAACAAUGGCGAGGACAUGCUGCUAGCGCCAUACUCGGGCUUUAUAUUUACAUCGCUUUGAUUCUGACUUUGUGAAGAGUGUCAGCAAAAAACCUCUAAUGUAGCUUUUGCAUGCCAACAGAAGUGAACUGCUAAAGUAUAGUUCUCCAGCUGAGCUUGUCUAGCAAACAUGCACUACAUUUGAUGUGUUUACCCAGCAUAGAAAACAUUCACGUCCAGAUUGUGAGUCAUACUUAUGUUUUUCCCACACAAGCUUUUUUUUUUUUUUGGAAUAUAAAACAUAUUUGGACUCAUUUUCUUUUCACUCAGUCAAACAAUAUUAAUUGGAGCUUUCUGCCCUUCUCCCUGUACCAUGUCCGCUGAUCAAGCAACUGGAAAAUGUAAGCAAAGUUUGAAAUUUUAGGCAUUUGACCUUAAUGAUGCAAAAAUAAAAGACAGAAGUGAAAUCUCUGGUGCUAAUCAUCUAAAA
Pelmatolapia mariae (spotted tilapia) is the source of this 2634-nucleotide messenger RNA. RefSeq names its product potassium channel tetramerisation domain containing 12b (gene kctd12b). Bases 703 to 2118 code for a protein of 471 amino acids. The transcript is spliced from 2 exons. Gene Ontology annotation, cellular component: signaling receptor complex. NCBI's taxonomy places the organism in Eukaryota, Metazoa, Chordata, Actinopteri, Cichliformes, Cichlidae. Gene Ontology annotation, molecular function: protein binding. Gene Ontology annotation, biological process: protein homooligomerization; regulation of G protein-coupled receptor signaling pathway. The record is from RefSeq and is a predicted model, not a curated record.